Messenger RNA from Acanthocheilonema viteae, 972 nucleotides. NCBI's taxonomy places the organism in Eukaryota, Metazoa, Nematoda, Chromadorea, Rhabditida, Onchocercidae. The record is from the annotation of a GenBank genome assembly.
AUGCCCGUCAGAUGGUGUUCUAGUGAACCAAUUUUCAAAGUUCGUAAAACAAUUCUGUGGGACGAGUCAUUUGAACAACAAACAGAGACUGAACCAGGAACAUCCUCAGCCAUUCAAGAAGAUAAAUCAGAAGAUUUGGUUGGUUUAUACAACACUGAGCCGAAAACUCUUGCUCAAGCAACUAUUUUAAAUCAGUUACGCAUUAAAAAGAUAAAAGAGACGUUGCAGCAGUUUGAUGAGCUUGAGCAGCAUGAAAACAUUUUCAAGAAAUUCAGUGAAAAAUGGAAUUUAAAGCUGGAACUUAGGAAAGCACGAGCAGCACGUCCUCAAGAUCAAGUUACAUAUACGAAAGAAAUACUAGCAAACUUGAACCAUUCUGCUGCUCAGUUGUAUUUUGAUUGCGCUAAUCGAUUUCCAUAUCUGAAGCUUUGCACUGCGCUUUGUUUACCGGAUUAUCUUUCGACAUGGUACAAGCUCACUCUGAUGCACACCUGGAUGUUGCUUGUUCGUUUGCAAUCUGUGUUAGAAGCUGCAGCUUACAUCAGACUUAGGAACAGUGUUAUCGAAAUUAUGUUUGGUGACAUUGAUAAACGUCUAAGAGUCGUCUCGGAAGAAUUGCACGAAAUGUUGUACCAUAAAAAUGACAAACGUCGUAUGUCCGGUUUGUACGUGCAAACAUUCCUCGAAUAUGAUGAAGGAUUUCUGUCCGAUGAUACUGCAUUGGCUGGUGCCUUAUGGCGCAAUCUCUAUAUGCAACGAUCCGUAGAUCCAAUUCAUUUAAAUCGAGCAGUUUAUUAUGUGCGCGGAACGAUGGCGUAUUUGGAUAGCCUCAGCCUGGAAGAAAUUCUUCUACAAGGCAUCAAGAAUUGGAAAACCGCACGUCCUGAUGAAAAAUCCGAUGAUAAAAACGCUUUUAAAAUGGCUGAGAAUGUAGCUCAUUGUUUGUUGAUGCAAAAAUAUAAGCAUGCUUGA